AUGGUAGACUUGCAGUGUCGCUCAAUGAAAAAUAAUCUUAUCUUCAAUGGUAUACACGAGGAACGAGAUGAGGAUACAGAAUACAAAAUUAGAGACUUCAUAUACAACAUAUUGAGGAUAGAUCAAAAGAUAGAAUUUGGAAAUGUACAUCGAUUCGGGAAAGUUAAAGCAGGAAAACAGAGACCUAUAGUGGCCAGAUUUAUAUACUACAGAGAUCUGACACUGGUGAAACGAAACGGAUACAGACUUGAAGGUACUAAAUACGGAAUAAAUGAACAGUUUCCUGCUGUGAUCGAGCCAUACCCCGUUAUCAGAGAUCUCAAGGCAAAAGGACACAAAACAAAACUGGUAAGAAAUAAACUAUUUGUUGAUAACGAACUGUAUGAUAGUCUAAGACACCAGUCUCAUGAACAGCCACAGAAACAAGACAGACCAAUCCGACCCAUUAGAGCCUGGGAAAAUGAUAAAAGACCACCUGCUAAACGUCCAGCCAUGUUCAGCUCCUCAUCAGAAGGAUCUCCUAGAAUCACAACAUAG
This is a messenger RNA of Lottia gigantea (owl limpet), 537 nucleotides long. RefSeq lists its product as hypothetical. The transcript has a single exon. NCBI's taxonomy places the organism in Eukaryota, Metazoa, Mollusca, Gastropoda, Lottiidae. The record is from RefSeq and is a predicted model, not a curated record. The coding region runs from base 1 to 537 and encodes 178 amino acids.